CAUCCUAGCUAUGCUUAAUUCAAGGCCGUAUGGCGCAAUGAUCUUCAACAACCCACCCACACAUCCAUAAGACCACACAGCCGUUCGUUCAGGUGGUGCACCCAUCGGACGGUUCGGCCUCACGAACAACCGCAGAUCCCCUGAUGGCCCCAGCAGCCGGUACCGUGGGAUAUCGGCUGUGCGAUUCCUCAAGAUAAGCUACGUCGAGGACGGCUGGUGAUCUGCGCUGAUGCUCGGCAAUGGUGGUUUCCGGGAAAUGAGGCGCGAGGGAAGAUAUCAGCUCUGGCGUAGAUGGGAUGAAGUCAUUGAGUAACGGACCACGGAGCGCGUCUAUAAAGAGCUGUCCAAGUUCGUGCCGUCAGCGAUUGAAUCAUCCAGCUCAUAUUCGAGUCCUUCACCAAGCACAACCCCAUCCAACGAGUCAACAUGCGCUUCGCCAUUGUCGCCAGUCUCGCCUUUGUCGGCGCCGCUCUUGCCGUGCCCUUGCAAGCCGAAAAACGAUCUCUGAUCACCGACGUUGGCAACGUCAUUGCCGAGCUUGAGGCUGGCCUCGGUGUCACAGAGGUCACCGAGAAGCUCGACGAACUCCUCGGGGGUGGUCUGACCAAGCUUGAGGACGCCCUCGGCGUUACUUUUGCCGAGUAUGCUCUUGGCCUCCUGGAGGACGGCGCUGAGCCAGGCACCGUACAGGCCAUUGGUGAGGCUAUCGCCAUGCUGGAGGACGGCAUGGGCGUCACUGCCGUGAAUGAGUUCUUGGACGAGACCACAGGGGGAGCCAUCACAUCCAUUGAAGAUGCGCUCGGCGUGACUGAUGUGUUGGAGGCCCUGGGUCUGGCCUAGGCUGAUUCCAAGUUGACCCAACCCUGUUAAUAGUUAUCUUUG
Messenger RNA from Emericellopsis atlantica, 882 nucleotides. RefSeq lists its product as uncharacterized. Lineage: Eukaryota; Fungi; Ascomycota; Sordariomycetes; Hypocreales; Bionectriaceae. The coding region runs from base 427 to 840 and encodes 137 amino acids. The transcript has 3 exons. The record is from RefSeq and is a predicted model, not a curated record.